ACAAGGUUCCCUGGCUUACGCCACCCAAGAAAGUUAUUUUCUUGGAUACUUGCUAGAAUGAUAGGGUUUGCAUUACUAUGUGUUAUCUGAAAGACAUGAAGUAUGAAACUCAAAUGCUGUAUUGUUAUUUAUAUGUAGGGACUUCAAUCUGCAUUGUCAGUAAAAAAAAUAAAUAAAUAAGUGGACCAACCAAAAAUAUUAGCACAAUUCUAGACCAACUGCAACAUAAUGGACUGUGAUAGGUAUGCUUCUACGUUCGUUCAAGUACAAAGUCUUUUAAUAUUUAUCCGGAAAUAACGUGGAGGGGAGCUGACUGUUUCUAUAGAAACCGUAAUAUACAAACUCUUGGCGGUACGUUGCAUCGAAAAUGGCAUCCAAACCGCCUCUGUGUUUACAGUGGAACUGCCGGACUGUUGCUGAUUGGAUUGCUGAGCUGGGAUUCCCUCAGUACAGGGCUUGUUUUAUAAAGAACAACAUUGAUGGCAGAAAGCUCAUUUUGGUCAACUGCUCUCAUCUCCCUCAGCUUGGAAUCACAGAUUUUGAGCAUAUGAAGGCUCAAACACCAUUCCAGUUAGAAAUACCGGAGAACAUAGAAACUUAUCAACAAAAGCAGCAAAGAAGUCGUUCACUACAGCAACAGACAAGCAAUACCAGCAAUCGGAAGAACAGCAGCCUUUUUCUUCAGAAGGCAGCAGCGCAACGUUAAAACAAAAAGAAAGAACUGCAGACCAUCUCUCAUCAUGUCCAUGAGCUUCUGGGAAUUGAGGAACCACUAUGGAACCGAAGCAUCUCUCUCCCACGUAGGGAUGCUAUGGGGUUAUUUCUGGAACAGAAGUCUCGCACAGGAUCAUGUGCAGACUCUGUCAGAUUAGAACAAUUUCUCAAACCAACAACAAAGUGAUGCCUUCUUUGAACUGUAUGUCUACCUACAGGUAGCAACGAACAGAAAGUGUUAAAUUUAUUGUGUCAGGUGUUAUUCUGAGACUUAUUCUCCAUUGGGAAUCGCACCAAUUAACUCAACCUGUCCCUGGAACGCUAAAAUUUUUAGCAUUCUUUUUUGUAUGUUGACACUUUAACUUGCCUGUUCAUUGUUACAUUAUGUGUGGGUUCACUGGUAUUUUAAUAGUCUGUAAUUGGUCACAUACACAUUUUAUCACCACUAUUUAUAAAGGGAUUUUUAAAACAACACUCCCUGUAGAGUAAAGGCAAUGCUAAUAAAAGAAAUUUACAGACCACUU
Messenger RNA from Protopterus annectens (West African lungfish), 1238 nucleotides. RefSeq names its product sterile alpha motif domain containing 15 (gene SAMD15). NCBI's taxonomy places the organism in Eukaryota, Metazoa, Chordata, Ceratodontiformes, Protopteridae. Gene Ontology annotation, molecular function: protein binding. The transcript is spliced from 4 exons. The record is from RefSeq and is a predicted model, not a curated record. The coding region runs from base 368 to 706 and encodes 112 amino acids.